CAAAUGCAGGAGCCCCUUGUAAUCAGAUGACGAUUUGCCAGGGCCUACAGAAAGGGGCUAUUCCAGUUGUACUUUUAAGCACAGCCAGAAACGUAUUUAAAUGUGCAUGUGACUGUUUCAUCUCUGUGUUUGAGAAGAAGGAACGAGGUACACAGUACUUCCUCUCAUGAGCCGACAACUGACAAUCCUGCUUUCAACUUUGUGGUUGCUGCACUAAUCUCCCACCAAACAAAAAUAUAUGACUGGAACAAAAUUAUAUCAAACAUUUUUUACAGAAACUGAAGGAUUUAAAGGAGUCGGUGCACUUUUGGAGCACUUUUCACAGCAAAACUUCCCCUUUCACACAUGCAACUGUAAAUGCAUCGCCUCGCGCCACAUAUGUGUGUCUAAGCAUUGUAUAGCUUGCACUGGGACUGUAAAUAGACAUUGCUACCAUGGUGUUUGUGUCACAAUGGUUUACAUCAGUCAGUUUGCUGAUAAUGACAUUAAAGAUCACACAAACCAUGUGUCAAAUGGACAUAAGGACCCUGAAGACUCAACCCUGUGAUGUACAUGAAAAUUUUACCACGCAGACGAUUGCGGUUGACUGCCAUGGACGUGGACUCCGAGAGAUGCCAAUUUUCCCAAAAAAUACAACCAGCCUUAACCUAUCAGAGAACAAGAUCAAUAACUUAACCGUUGGCGCUUUUAAGGACCUAAACAAUCUGACCGAUCUAAAUCUGAACUGGAUGAACAAGAAUCGGAAGGUUAUUGUUGCCGUUGGGGUUUUUUCGAAUUUGACCAAGCUACGAACAUUAGCGCUCAACGGAAUUGCCCUGAGUUAUGUACCAAAAGAUCUUUCAAAGACUUUGCGUGAACUAAGGCUGGUAGAAAAUAAAAUCACCUCGCUAAAUGCAAUGAGCUUCUUGCAUGUGAAAAACCUGACAUGUCUUUACCUUUCGAAAAACUGCUACUACUGGAAUCCUUGCUUGAGUGAUUAUUAUAUUGAAAACGAAAGUUUUUCCGUCCUAACCGAUUUGAAACAUCUCACCUUGUCUUACAAUAACUUAACUCACGUCCCGCGAGGAUUACCUGCCUCCUUGCACACACUUGAACUUGCUUCAAACAGAAUAGAACACAUUGGAGAGCACGAUUUCCAUGGACUCGACAGUCUGGCAAGUCUAAAUAUCCAAGGAAACUGUCCAAGGUGCCAUAAUGCUCCAUAUCCGUGUGUUCCUUGUAAAAAUGUUUCCAUUGAAAUUCAUCCAGAAGCUUUUGCUAACCUUGGAGAACUCCGGAUACUACACCUUGCAGGAAAUUCAAUCAAGUACUUCAAUCCCGACUGGUUUCGAAACAUCUCAAAACUUGAAGAGCUCUUCCUUUCUUACAACUUCUUGUCACAUGCUUUUGCUGAACACGGAUUCUUGAGUAAUCUACCACUGUUGAAGAAACUCGAUCUCUCAUUUAAUUAUGGUCUCCAGAGUUAUCCCGAUACUGUGACGCUAUCACCCAGUUUCUCGAACUUAACCUCACUGAGGGUGUUGCACAUUCAGGGUUUGGUGUUUCGAGAAAUCCGAGCAGAUUCCUUCAGUUCUCUGUAUGGCUUACAAAAUCUGUCAGUGUUGGAUGUAGGCAUCAAUUUCAUCGUCCACGCAAAAUCGAACAUUUUCGAAAAACUGCAAAAUUUAAAACUACUCUAUCUCUCUGAAAACAGACUUUACCCGGUGACUGUAAACAAGAAUGUGAUUUCAUAUACGGGUGAGGAUUUAAAAUCUUCAUUCGCAAUGCCCCCGAUGUCAGAACCCCAUCAAAAGGACCAUUCUUAUGAGAUUCCAAACAAUCUCGUAAAACCAGAGUGCUAUGCUACAGGACGAGUGUUGGAUCUGAGUCGAAAUAAUCUGUUCUUCAUUUCACCAAAACAGUUUGAGGGUUACGGGAAAAUAUCUUGCCUCAACCUCUCUAGAAACGGCUUUGCCGCUGCCCCAAAUGGAACUGAAUUCACGUCACUUCCGGGACUCAAAUAUCUGGACUUGUCCUUCAACAAAAUUGAUCUAGCAUAUGACUACGCCUUCACAGAGUUACAAAGUCUGGAAGUUCUAGACUUGAGUUACAACCCUCAUUAUUUCACUGUGCCAGGGGUGACGCACAAUUUGAACUUCCUCAAACAUUUGCCCUCUUUAAAAGUUUUGAACAUGAGUUCCAAUAGCAUCGACACUUUAACCACCAAAGCGAUGUCCAGUCGGUCUCUUCAAGAGCUGCAAUUCCAGCACAACAGUCUUGGCAAGUUAUGGCGGGAGAAAGAUAAAACAUAUGACAUGCUUUUCCGAAGCUUGACCAAUUUGACCUAUCUUGACAUAUCCUACAACAAUAUUGGCAAAAUCCCGCUUCGCGUUUAUACGUACCUGCCCGAAACCAUCCAGAAACUUCGAUUAAGUCACAAUAUUCUCACAAAUGUGAACUGGACAUCGUUGAGACGUUUUAAAGAUCUCAGGGAGCUCAUUUUAAGCAACAAUAACAUCCUUUUCAUAUCUAGUAAUUUGUCCAAAGACGUCCCAUCGUUGCAGUUCCUCGAUCUUCAACAAAACAGAAUAUCUGAGCUCUCAGAUGGAUUUCUAAACAGAGCAGUGAAUCUCAGAGUGUUGGAUCUCAGUCAUAACAGACUGAUAACCAUCAACCAGUCCACAUUUCCAUCAGAGGACGAGAGAUACUUGAAGACGCUUUGGCUCAAUGGCAACCCCUUCCACUGCACGUGUCAUUUACUGGAAUUCGUGUUGUGGGUUUACAAGACCAAUGUGAAGAUACCAAAACUGGUGACCUCGGUAACAUGUGCCAUGCCUCAGGAGAGACAUGGUGAAGCAGUGAUACACUUUGAUAUUAAAGAAUGCAUUGACGCCCAAGUGGCCUUUCUGGCCUACUUCUUCUCGACUGUGAUUAUUUUGUGUACCACUUUUGUGGCUGUCGCUAUGCACCUGUUCUUCUGGGAUGUCUCCUACAUAUUCUACUACUUGAAAGCCAGAUUCACUGGAUAUCAAUACCUGAGCUCUAACAGUUGCGUCUACGACGCCUUCGUCACGUAUGACACCAAGGAUCCGCAGGUGUCUGAUUGGGUAAUCAACCACUUGCGAGUGCAACUGGAGGAUCAUGGUGAGGGCUUCCUACCCCUUUGCCUGGAGGAACGGGACUGGAUCCCUGGUGCUCCCAUCUUGGACAGUCUGACUCAAAGCAUCCAGCACAGCCGCAAGACCAUCUUUGUACUGACGGAGAGGUACGUCAACAGUGGUUCGUUUAAGCUGGCCAUCUUCCUGGCUCACCAACGGUUACUUGAAGAAAAUGAGGAUGUAAUUAUGCUGCUGCUUCUGGAGCCCGUGUUGCAGCACUCACAUUUCUUGCGUCUGCGCAGACGUCUGUGUAGCCGCAGCAUUCUCGAGUGGCCACACUCGCCAUCAGCUGAAUCUUGGUUCUGGCAAUCCUUGCGGAAUGCAAUUCGAGUGGACAACCAGGCGAUCUACAGCGAUCUUUAUAGCAGAUAUUUUACGACUAAUUAGAAAGUUGAGUAUAUUUUUCAGGGUUCUCCAUAUCUCAAUUUUACCAACAGGAAAGAAAAUCAUAAAUGAGAUCUCUUUAAUAUCUCUUAUCUUUUCUUCUCCAAAGACAAUGGACACUCUACUCUCUUACUCUUAUCGUUACAAACCAGUAUGACUUUAUGACUUAUGCAUUGCAUCUUUUGUCCAUACAGUACAAUGAAAGUAAAUGGUGACUGAGGUUAACAAUUUGCUAUGUGGUUUCGAACAAAAUGAGAGUGAAUAAAUGAUAAAAAUAUAUUUUUUAUUUCUUAAUUAAGCUUUCACUUUAUUGUAUUUUCCAUUUAUUUUUGUAU
Xyrauchen texanus (razorback sucker) is the source of this 3856-nucleotide messenger RNA. RefSeq names its product toll-like receptor 8. The record is from RefSeq and is a predicted model, not a curated record. Gene Ontology annotation, cellular component: plasma membrane. The coding region runs from base 435 to 3524 and encodes 1029 amino acids. NCBI's taxonomy places the organism in Eukaryota, Metazoa, Chordata, Actinopteri, Cypriniformes, Catostomidae. Gene Ontology annotation, molecular function: pattern recognition receptor activity; protein binding. The transcript is spliced from 2 exons. Gene Ontology annotation, biological process: defense response to virus; toll-like receptor signaling pathway; canonical NF-kappaB signal transduction.